CAAUGUGAAAGCAAAUAACUUAAAAUUGAAAAUAUAACUUAAAUUCAAAAUCAAAAAGAAAAAGUUUAACAUAAUACUCUUAUGUCAAAUUCCAACAUUACAUAAGUAAGUUCCAACGUAACUUAAGUAAAUAAUUCAAAAGAAAGGGAAAAUAUAAGUCUAUAAACUCAUUCACAACGAAAUUCUACUUUAAUAAUGUCACUCGUUAUAUGUCAAGUUUGUUAAUGACUCAUUCUUUUCAAUAUUAAGAGGUGUAGUUUCAAAAAUUAGAAUAAUAACACGAUUAUGCUAAAUGAAUAAAAUAAAAAAAAAUAAAAAAACAAAAAAAAAAGCAAUUACAUGAAACCACAAGAAGUAAAGAUUGGGAAUGAGAAGCAAGGAAAUGAAAAAUAAAUACAAAAAGAAAAAUACAUUUUAAAAAAUAAAAAUAAUUUAAAAGUAAAAAUAAAAAAGAAAUUAAAAUAAUAGAAAUAAAAAAUAAAUUAAAAAUCAAAAGAAAUUAAAAUAAUAGAAAAAUAAAUAAAUUAAAAAUAAAGAGAAAUUAAAUAAACUAAAAAAUAACCCUGUAAUUACAUCCAAUUCUCAGCCCCCUUGAGAAUUGGAGAGUGUACCCUCUCAAUUACACCCAAUUUCACCUAGCUGUGUAAUUACUUGAGCAAACAAACAGGCCAAACUGUGUAAUUACACAAAUUUCAAUUACCUGGGUGGCUUUUCAAGCAGGCCCUAGAAUUUCUGUGGGGAAAUACUAAUGGAGUUCUCUGAUCAUAUCAUGAGAUUGGAAAAAUCCGUGUUUGAAUUAUUGUCUGAGGGUCUAGGUCCCAAUCCAUCUCAUCUCAAUGAUAUGUAUUGUGCUGAGGGACUUGCUGUUUUGGGCAAUUACUAUCCAGCAUGUUGUCAGCCAGAACUUACCAUGGGCACCAGUAAACAUUCUGACAAUCGUUUUAUCACAGUGCUUCUACAAGAUCAGGUCGGAGGACUCCAAGUGCUUCACCAGAAUCAGUGGGUUGAUGUUCCUCCUAUACCUGGUUCUAUUGUGGUGAACAUUGGAGAUGUUCUACAGCUCAUAUCGAAUGACCGGUACAUAAGUGUUGAGCACAGAGUAUUCGCAAAUAAAGUUGGACCAAGAAUAUCAGUUGCAUACUUCUUCUGUACAGGUCCAAUGCCAUCUUCCAAUCUUUAUGGACUGAUUACUGAAUUGUUGUCAGAAGAUAAUCCUCCAAAAUAUCAUGCGACUACAGUGAAUGACUACACUGGUUACUUCCGUAAAAAGGGUCUAGAUGGAACUUCUGCAUUGUUGCAUUACAAGAUCAAAUCAUAGUAAUGUAAUAAUUGAAUUUAUAAUGAGAACUGAGAGUUUACUUUUGAUGUAUCUUAUGCUGAAGCUCCAUAGAUGGCGAAACAUGACCUGUUAUGUCCUUUGCCAGAUUGUCUUUGUGACUGAUCAUAGUUUCUGUUCUUGUCAAUUAUAAGGAUACUGGAGUUCAUCUAUUUAUUUUCUAAGUUCA
This is a messenger RNA of Lycium barbarum (goji berry), 1505 nucleotides long. RefSeq names its product 1-aminocyclopropane-1-carboxylate oxidase homolog 1-like. Lineage: Eukaryota; Viridiplantae; Streptophyta; Magnoliopsida; Solanales; Solanaceae. Bases 749 to 1318 code for a protein of 189 amino acids. The record is from RefSeq and is a predicted model, not a curated record. The transcript has 2 exons.